This is a messenger RNA of Strongylocentrotus purpuratus (purple sea urchin), 4174 nucleotides long. RefSeq names its product NAD-dependent protein deacetylase sirtuin-1. The record is from RefSeq and is a predicted model, not a curated record. The transcript has 9 exons. The coding region runs from base 1 to 2913 and encodes 970 amino acids. Gene Ontology annotation, molecular function: NAD+ binding. NCBI's taxonomy places the organism in Eukaryota, Metazoa, Echinodermata, Echinoidea, Camarodonta, Strongylocentrotidae.
AUGGCUGAAAAACGCAAACAGGAAGAGGCCAUCGAUGAUCUGUUUUUCAAACGACAGUGUGUCGAAAAUUCCGAUUCUCUGAAAGAUUUGAAUGGAGAGGAGGGGCAUGUUGAGCAAGAAGUCUCUGAUGGGCCCGCACCAAGCUGGGGUUCCCAGGCCUCUUCAAGCGACUCCUCUAGCUCAAGCAGCAGCGGACAUCAGCCUGGUGGAGAUUCCUCUAGUGAGGGCAGUAUAACAGACAGCUUUGACAUGGGACUGGGAGAUAUCCGGCCUGACAGUCUUGCAGGUCCCAUGGGUUGGUUGCAGAAGCAGAUGAUGUCCGGUACCAACCCAAAGUCCAUUUUGAUGCGCAUCAUCCCAUCGGGGAUGACCAUUCCGGAGGAGAUGGAUGAGUUUGAGAUGUGGUCCAUCAUCGCAGAGUACCUGCGCUCCAUCGACGAGCCGCCUCCAAGGCAGAAACUGGAGCAGUACAACACCUUCGACGAUGCGAUCCAACUACUGAAAACCUGCAAAAACAUUCUGGUCUUGACUGGAGCAGGAGUAUCUGUAUCCUGUGGGAUCCCAGACUUUCGCUCCAGAGACGGAGUGUAUGCCCGCCUGGCGGUAGACUUUCCAGACCUGCCAGACCCGCAAGCCAUGUUUGAAAUCAGCUACUUCCGCAAAGACCCAAGACCCUUCUACAAGUUUGCAAAGGAGCUGUUCCCAGGCCAGUUCAAGCCCUCCACCAGUCACAAGUUCAUCUCCCAGCUGGAGCAGCAUCAGAAGCUGCUGAGGAACUACACUCAGAAUAUUGAUACCCUAGAGCAAGCCGCAGGGAUCAAAGGAGUUAUACAGUGCCAUGGUUCCUUUGCCACUGCAACAUGCACUCGAUGUGGACUAAGUGUGGACUCGGAUGCGAUCAGAGAUGAUGUAUUCAACCAGAUGAUUCCUAUCUGCCCGCAGUGUGGCCCUGAUACACCAGACAUGGCCGUCCUGAAGCCAGAUAUCGUCUUCUUUGGUGAGGGCCUUCCAAACCACUUCUAUGACAAGCUAAACGACGACAAAGAGACAGCUGAUCUACUCAUCGUUAUGGGGUCCUCUCUUAAAGUCAGGCCUGUAGCUACUAUCCCAAGUCUGCUUCCAAAAAAAGUGCCUCAGAUUCUGAUUAACAGAGAACCCCUUCCCCACUUGAACUUUGACAUCGAGUUGCUAGGCGACUGUGAUGUCAUCAUCAAUGAGAUCCUCCACCGGCUAGGGGAUGGCUGGGACCAUGUGUGCCAGUCGCAGCAGAGAUUGACAGAGACCACCCACAUUCCCAAUGGAUUCAAGCCUAAAGAGUCUCAACAAGCCCGGAAGGCAGUGCUGGAGGAGGGAGAAACAACCGUGGAUCAGAGACCUGAUCCAGUGCUGGAUGAGGGAGAAACAACCGUGGAUCAGAGACCUGAUCCAGUGCUGGAUGAGGGAGAAACAACCGUGGAUCAGAGACCCGAUCCAGUGCUGGAUGAGGGAGAAACAACAGUGGAUCAGAGAUCCGAUCCAGUGCUGGAUGAGGGAGAAACAACCGUAGAUCAGAAACCUGAUCCAGUGCUGGAUGAGGGAGAAACAACUGUGGAUCAGAAACCUGAUCCUGCAGGUAGGAUAGAUCAGGAGGAAUCCGUGUCAAAUCCAAUAAAUGUCAAAUCGAAAGAGGAUACACAGCACUCUUUGAGUUCUUUGAAGGAGGAAGGUCAAGUGUCUAGUGGUGAUGAUAAGAAUGAGGGAUCUAAAGCUGGAGAAGGCGAUGACAGAUUAGCUCGUUCGAACAGCCAAGAUUCUCCAAUCUCGACAGAAGGACAUGUAAAACAGAGUUGUGUCGAAAGACUCCGGGCUCCCGAGAAUCAAACUUCAUCAGAACAUCAUAUAAAUGGCUUAACAAACGAAGGCAAGAUUCAUGUAGAUGCUUUGCCUUGUUCCCGAAGUGAGACAAACUGUUCCCCAUCGUCAAAUAGUGACAGGUUGCAGAGUGCUGAUGAAGUUGAAAAUGCCUUAGCGUCGAGUGAACCCCAAACUUCCAAAACGAUUCCCUCUGAAUCGUCACAAUCCCAUACAGCACAGGAUCAGACUGCUCAAAGAAACAGUGCUGCUGAACAGUACAUGCUCUUUCAAAGAACGUUGGACUCGAUAGGGAACUCGUCCACGGGUGCUAGCUCCCCGGAUGUCAAAGUGGGCAACGACUCCGAAAGCACUCAAACCCAUGUUGCAAGUGACUGUAAAGAACCAAGUACUGAUGUGAAAGCGGAAGCUGAAGAUCUGGGAUUGUGUGUGAACGAAACAGACAGAACAAAUUCACAAGAUGAUUUAAAUUCUGAAGUUGGUAAUGUUAGCUCGUCAAGUGGAAGUGUUGUAGAACAUAGGGAGCAAGCUAGUCCUGCCUCGGACUCUGAAGCCAAGCCAAGUCCAUCCACGUCUGCGGCAGCCAAAACACCUCGGGCAACGAUUUCAACUCAACUGAAAGAAUCGUCCUUCCUCUUCAUCCCACCAAUGCGCUAUGUAUUCCAUGGAGCCGAGGUGUUCCUUUCCGAUGACGACAAUGAAAUUGAGCACGGUUUGGAAGGUCUCAACAAAGACAUGGACAUUAAUGAUCUUCACAAUGAACUUGAGAAUGGUGACCUUCACAAUGAACUUGAGAAUGGUGACCUUCACAAUCACCUUCACAACGGUGAUGACUUGCCUGAUCUGUCAGAAGAGGAUCACUCGCUGGCUAAAGAGAAAGCUGUUUCGUUAGACGACUUAACUCCGACUGUGCCCUCGACCGACCGGGAGACUAGCCAGUAUGGUCAAUCAGCGUCCAAAGCGCAGUGUGUUCCGGAAACGAAUGGAAGAGAUGGGUCGCCUUUUGAAGCGCCGUCUGGUGAAACUGUACACACACAUAUAGAUCUACCUGUGACACCUUAACUAAGCCACGAUGCCUUUUGUAUUUAAAGAUUCCAUCAUACUGCAACCGAAGAUAACAAAUGUAACAGUUUGUGUCUUUUUUGUCUCUCCCAUUCUUUGCAUGAUUCUUGUAGGUGUACAAAUUUAGAGUGGGUUUAGUGUAUGGUAUCAAAUUUAGAGUGGGUUUAGUGUAUAGUAUCCAAUAUCUGUUCAGUCUUCUUUUUCAUUUUGACCCAAACACUUUUAUUAUAAAGUUAAAUACUUGUAAUGCAAUUACAUGGUGAACGGAACUCUCCUGAAGUAAUUGGAAAAGGCUGAUUAUGUAGUGCAAUAAGUGCAUAGAAAUAAGUGUAUGCUGUCGGGUCUUGGAGUCGUCUCGCUGAACAUAACAACCACUGCACACAGAAAUGGACAUAUGGGACUUCACAUACAUUUGGAGUGAAAAUUGGGUUCUAACUUUUCAGCCAUUUCUCAAGUCACAUUUCAAGUGUGAGAGUGAUAUGCAGUGCAAUCCUAUGAAGAGGAUACACUGUAUUUGCAUUCCUGUCAAGUCAUUUAGCCGCUUCCCCAACAUAGCUCGUUUUUAAGACUAUACCUGCCUUCUUACAAAUUCUCAAAUGAUUUUUUAUUUUAAAAGAAAUAAAGACCACAAAUUCAGCCAGAAGAAGCAAAGCUGGAUUCUGAACUCCUCAAAAUAAAGUUCUGCAAUUCAAGUUUGAGCGUUGAUAUCUCUCUUGUUACAAUAUGGUCAUAUUUGACGCUGGUAUCAUUGGAAAGCCUUUGUAUUCCCCUUUACAAUAAUACCCCAUUUGUAACGAUCAGGUAAUCACAGACUGUGCAGUACACCUGUAAGUUGGGCCGAGUCAAAAUGCAUUGUUAUUGUCCAUAGCGAAUUUGUUUGGACAGGAGGAUAGAUUGAGUUUUGAAGGAAUAACGAUGCAUUUUGCAAUAUUUCACUGUUGACUUAGUAUUGUACAUUCAAUGAUUACAUAAUCGUUAUGGAUGGGGCAGCAUUGUUAAGGGGAAGAAACACUUAAAGAGAAGGUAGAGUUCAUGGGAGAGGUGAAAAAUGAUUUGUUAUCACUUCCCUGAAAAGCAUGGCUCUUCAAAUGCCUUCAUAUUCUGAAUAUGACAAGUAACAGCUUCAAAAUGAGGCCCGAUUUAUAUGCCACAUUCUUGUGUAGUCCCGCUUUUUCACAAUGCAAUCGCAUGACCUGUGACCUGUUUUACAAGGCCUUUUAUCAAUGACAAAUGAUAAAAAUCAGUGACAAACCUGCUGAUA